GUUAGCAAUAGCUUGAGGUAAGGAUGCAAUGAGAGAUAACAGCACCCAGAAGACACAUCAUUAAGGAACCACACUCAUGCUUUGCCUCUUGAUGGCACAGAUAGUAAGCCACAGUGACCUACACUACUAGUCUAAGGAUUUUAAACCAAGCAAACAGGUGGCACAAAUGAGAGGGGAAUCUACACUAAUAGACAUGACAGGCCAGCUUACACAUAUCAGAACUGGAGACCUUGCCUGAGAGGUCAUAAGACGUGACUGAAAGUGUGCAAGACAGUAGGAAGCUGGGACAGGAGGGGUCAGCCAAUCGGAGGUGAGAGAUGAGGACGCAGGGGCAGUGGACGGCACUGGCAGUGUUGUCAAUAAUCUUGCUGCUGUCAAAGGAGGCGGCUCCAAUUGAAGUCCCACUUGACCCAAAGAUCCAGCAAGAGCUGAAACAGCCCCCCACCAUUGUGAAACAGUCACUGAAGGACUACAUUGUGGACCCCAGAGAUAACAUCAUCAUCGAAUGCGAGGCCAAGGGAAACCCUGUGCCAACGUUUCAGUGGCGGCGGAAUGGGAAAUUCUUUAACGUGGGGAAGGACCCACGGGUCACUAUGAGGAAACGUUCAGGAACGCUGGAGAUCAAAAGUAGCGGGAAACCAGAGGAUUAUGAAGGAGAGUAUCAGUGCUUCGCCUCAAACGACUUUGGCACGGCAAUUUCCAACAAAAUCCUGCUACGAGUGUCCAAGUCUCCACUUUGGCCAAAGGAGGUUCUGGAGCCAGUGACUGUGCGUGAGGGGACAUCACUCAUCCUGCCCUGCAACCCACCUCCGGGCCUCCCCCCUCCUGAAACUUUCUGGAUGGACAGCUCCAUAAUGCCUAUAGCGCAGGACAAGCGGGUGUCAAUGGGCUUGAACGGCGACUUGUUCUUCUCCAACGUUUUGGCCAAAGAUGCCAGCACUGACUACAGCUGCAACGCUCGGUUCGAGUUCACGCACACCAUUCAGCAGAAGAACCCUUUCACCCUUAAAGUGCUAACAAAGGAGCCUUAUAAUGACACCUUUCUGAACUCAACUGACCUGUAUGGUGCACGUAAUGUGCCAGAAACCCAGCCUAGCUUUCUGUCUCCAAAGGGGUCGUCCAGCUCCAAGAUGGUCCUCAGAGGAGAACAGCUUCUUCUGGAGUGUAUAGCAGCUGGAGUCCCAACCCCUACCAUUAAUUGGUUUAAAAGAGGAGGAGACCUGCCAUUACAAAAAGUCAAGCUUGAGAAUUUUAAUAAAACAUUACACAUCCACAAUGUGUCCGAAGAAGACUCUGGUGGCUACACCUGCAUGGCCAGCAACAAGAUUGGCAGUAUUCACCACUCAGUUGAAGUUCAGGUCAAAGCUGCUCCUUAUUGGCUAGAUAAGCCCACCAAUCUGGUGCUUGCCCCUGAUGAGAGUGGACGAUUAGUGUGCCGUGCCAAUGGGAACCCUAAACCAACUAUUCAAUGGCUGGUGAAUGGGGAACCAAUAGAGAGUUCACUGCCAAACCCAAACCAGAAAGUGCUUGGUGACACCAUCCUGUUCAAUUCGGUGCAGAUUGGCAGUAGCUCUGUCUACCAGUGCAACGCCUCCAACGAGCAUGGUUACCUACUGGCCAAUGCAUUCGUCAACAUCCUGGACAUGGCUCCACGGAUACUAGGGCCAAAGAACCAGCUGAUCAAAGUCAUUGAAAACAACAGGACCUUCCUUGACUGCCCUUUCUUUGGUUCACCAAUCCCUUCACUGCGCUGGUUUAAGAAUGGCCUAGGCAGUGGUCUGGAUGGUGGUCAGUACAAGUUGUACCACAAUGGUACUUUGGAGAUCAAACAAGCUCGGCCAGAAGACCAGGGCACCUACACCUGCGUCGCUAGCAACAUCCUGGGCCAGAUGGAGAAUCAGGUGCGCCUGGAGGUCAAAGAGCCCACAAGAAUAGUGCAGGUCCCGGAGCAUGUCACAGGACCCAGAGGAAGCACGGUUCGCUUUGACUGUCGAGUUAAAAAUGAUCCAUCGCUCCCUGCUACAGUCACAUGGCUGAAAGAUGACGAGCCUCUAACCUUCAGCUGGAUUGGCCGGUUGAAAAAGGAUGAUCAAACCUUGACUAUUCACAAUAUAAAUCCAGACGAUGGGGGAACCUACACAUGCACUUGGAAAACAGAAAUAGAUGAAGACUCUGCUUCAGCUCAGCUUACAGUUAUAGAGGAUGACAUCUCGUCUGCCUCAAAUCGUAGUGCCUCUGCAGGUCAACCCGACCCCCCUCAGGAUCUUGAGCUUUCUGACCCGUCAGCUCGCAGUGUCAGACUCACCUGGGUGCCUGGGAAUGAAAACAACAGCCCUGUUACACAUUUCCUAGUACAAUUUGAAGAGGACAGGUGGGAGCCGGGGAAGUGGCAGAACCUGUCUACACAUGAUGGCAACCUAAACUCAGUUAACCUGCAGCUGUCACCCUUUGUUAACUACCAGUUCAGAGUCAUUGCAAUCAAUGCUGUGGGCCAGAGUCAACCCAGCCACCCCUCUGCACGCUAUCAGACCAGUGGAGCUUCUCCUGAUGUUGUCCCAAGUGGUCUAAAGGGCUGGGGAAGUAAGAAAAACAAUAUGGAAAUCACAUGGCAGGCCCUGCAGAACACAGAAAGGAAUGGGCCAAACCUGCAAUAUGUGCUCUUCUGGAGAAAGCAAGACACUGGGGAUGAGUGGAACAACAUAACCACACCCAGAGUGAAGCAUGUUGUCCAUAAAACAGACACCUAUGUCCCUUUUGAGAUCAAAAUACAAGCCAUCAAUGACUUUGGACAUGGUCCGGAGUCAAACAUAGUCAUUGGUUAUUCUGGGGAAGACAAACCGUCCGCUGCACCAACAGAACUUAAGGUGUCAAAGAUCAACAGCACCAAAGUAAAUAUUCACUGGACCGCUGUUGACCCCAGAACUGUGAACGGAGAGUUUAGGGAGUACAAGUUGUACUACUGGCGGGAAGCAAGCCUGAUAAAGGGACUGAAAGUGAAUAAGACAAAGCUGCAUAAAGGUUUUUUCACAACGGCAGACCAUCCAUCUGGUAUCCUGACUGAACUCUCUCCAUAUAGCAAAUACAAAAUGUACAUGGUGGUGGCUAAUAGAGAAUAUGAGGGACCACAAAGCAACACUGUGGAGUUCCACACCAAGGAGGGAGAACCAGGGGCUCCAAAGUACUUCAAGAUUCAGAGACACGCAGAUGUGGUUCACCUGAAGUGGGACAAGCCUCUCGAGCCAAAUGGUAUCCUAACUGGAUACACACUCCAGUACCACACAGUGAAUGGGACUCAGGCAGGGGAGAUGAGGGACCAGAGUUUUCCACCAAAUGUGACAGAGUACAUCAUGAAUGUGCCUCACCGUUUCACACGCUACAAGUUCUACCUAGCAGCUCGCACGCAGGUCGGGGCAGGAGAAGUAUAUGCUGUGGAGUCACCACAUUUUGCAAAUGAAGGCACCCCAGAUACUGACUCAACAGUUGUAGCGGUUAACUUUACAGAUACCUUGAUGUUCGAAACCCCUCCCCCUCCCCCUCCACUCUCAACCGCCCCAGUCCCAACAAUACUUACCCCAGAACCAGCCACACCAGCCCCUACAACUGCUGCUCCACCCAAACCUACUACUACCACUACUACAACUACUACUAUCACCACAACUACAACAGCCUCCACCACAAUUCUUCCUGUUCGGCCUGUUUCUCCUAAAACUGUGGAUUGGAAAAUGCUGGCCCCGAAUGUAAAGAUCUGGAAUCUGACUGUGGAUGCUAACAAUGACUAUGCUAACGUCAGCUGGAAGCACAACUUCUCCGUUGACAGCAGCGAGUUUGUGCUAGAGUUCACACUGGACAGUAAUGGGUCGAUGAGAAGCAUACAAGUAAACCAUCAGCCUCCCAUUAAGCUGGCAGGGCUGGUGGCUGGGGCCAAGUAUCGCUUGCGGGUGUAUUCCCAUGAGCACCACUCCAUCAGCAGCGACUAUGUCAUGUUCGAGACAGGCAGAGCCUACAAAGAGCAGGAGGACAUUGCUACUCAGGGCUGGUUCAUUGGGCUGAUGUGUGCUGUCGCUCUGCUGGUUCUUAUCCUGCUCAUCGUCUGCUUUAUCAAGAGGAGUCGUGGAGGAAAAUACCCAGUGAGAGAAAAGAAAGACCUCCCAUUAGAUCCUGUUGACCAUAAAGACCAAGACGGAUCGUUUGACUAUCAUAGUGACGAGGACAACAAGCCGUUGCAGGGCAGCCAAACCUCCUUGGAUGGGAAUGUAAAAGAGAGUGAUGACAGUCUGGUAGACUAUGGUGAAGGAGGGGAUGGUCAGUUCAAUGAGGACGGCUCCUUCAUUGGCCAGUACACAGUAAAGAAAGACAAAGAGGAGACGGAGGGGAACGAGAGCUCAGAGGCCACAUCGCCUGUCAAUGCCAUCUACUCUCUAGCAUAGCACCCUGACCUGGAGAGGGCACCACCAGCAGGCCGGAGGUUGCCACUACACGCAUUAAAUUAAAUAUAUAUUCAGAGAGAAAUAUGAAAAAGUAUUCCCACUGAUAGCACUGGAGUGCAUGAUCCUUCUGAACAAGGGAUGGGAGGGAAGAAAACGAAUGCAGGUGAUCCAGCUAGUGUUUGCAAAUUGUUGAAGAGCCUGUGUUUAAGGAAUUCAGACUAUCACCUGGGUCCUCAUGCCCCACACAGACUUUAGUGUGCCUGUAGGGCCAUGGGGUGGAAACGUGGGACUUUUAAGCUUUUUGUGUGGCUUAUGCUCUUAUUUUUUUAUUUUGAAAAUCUUUAAUCUGCCCUUCCCUCCAACUCACUAUAGCUAGCAUCAAAGAAAAGGAGAUACAAGCACCGGUCCUGUGACAUAUCAAUUGUGGGUUGACUCAGCUGCAGAAUGUCGGCAAAUACGUUUAUCAUAUUGAUAUUUCCGCAGUGAAUGAUCCAGCAGAUACUGUAGAUGCGUCCAAAACAUGAAUUCUGUAUAGAGUGCUGGCACAGUUUGUCUGUGCUACAUAAAACUAUGCACUAGGUGUUAUGACAUCUUGCUUUUGGGUUGAAAUUGGAUGUUGUAAUCUUAUGUUUUUGUUUAUUUUGACUUUGCAAAAAACAACACCCAUGGUCCAUGAAAAGAUAUACAGUAUACUAUAACUGGACUGAUAUCAUGCUUUUAUUUUCACUGGCUGUAUACUGACUAUAAAAUGCCACUACUGCCACCAAUGUUUAUAGGCUGAGGUUAGAUGGCAUCACUUGUAAAUGAUGAAAAAAAAAGACAUUAUUUUGAAGCAUGGUAGUAUAUUAGCGCAAAGGACAAUGGAGAGGUUGUACUAAGAAGAGUCUCUUGAUAAAAACCCAAUGAUAUUUUCAUUUUUUAUAAACCUUGCUUUAUAUAGUCCUCAAAAUAGAAUAACGAAAAUGGAUCAUAUUUGUUUCUCAUUAAUUUUUUCCACUCUUUUUUUUUAAUCAGCUUGGUUAAGAUCUUGGUGUCAGAGUAACUUUAUUCAGGGAGUCUAAAAAAGUUUGGGGUGCAUCAAUACAUUGGUGGAUUGUCAUUUAAGGGUUUAGAGGCACUAUAAACCUCAACAUAGAGAAUCAGCCAUAAACCGAGCUGAGCAUUUGGGAAUAAUUUGCUGUUAGUAUACAAGUCUCGUGAAAAAAAUGGUGAUAGCCCCUUAGACUUUUACUACUCAGUCUUUCCAGAAGUAAAUCAUGUAGCCACAAAAUGCAGUGCAGAGAAAUGUACAUAUUUGAUAUUACAUGUUAGUAACUAGGGGUUUAAGAACAAAUAUUUAAAUUCAAGUCACUAAUCAAACAUAAGCAUAUUCGUGACAUUGACAAUAUUAACUCAGAUCACUCAAUUAACAUCAUAAGAUGCUCUUUGGAACAUUCUCAAAUCAUGCUGCAAUAACAUGGAUCCUCAGGUUUUCAAGUUAAUUCAUGUAAAUGUUUUGUUAUGCUGAUGAUAGAAUUUAUAAUAAAACAUUUUGUAUUCAAUUAGAAAUGGAUACAAAAUAGAAGCACUUUCACUAAUGGUCUCAGACUUUUGGACCCCACUAUAUAUUUAUCUUGAUUUUGUUAAAAAAAUAAAAUAAAAUAAUAGGGACUAAUAUAUUAAUAAUUUAUUGAUGACUGCACAUCCAAAUGUAACAGCUAAUUUGAUCUGAGGUACUCAGCUGUUGUGAAAGCUUCUCUGUGUAAUGUAGGAUGAAAACUUCAGAGUUCAAGCUACACUGGCGGCCAGAAGGAAAUUGGUAAUUUAAUUCACAAAGUGGGAUUCAACUGAUCACAAAGUAUAGUCAGGUCAUUACUGAUGUAAAAAUACAGCACCAUCACUAUUUGAAAAAAGUCAUUUUUGAUCAAAUCUGGACAGGCCUCAUUCCCAGCAGCCAUCAUCACUCCAACACCUUAUCCUUGAGUAAUCAUGAUAAAUUGCUAAUUUGGUACUAGAAAAUCACUUGCCAUUAUAUCAAACACUGCUGAAAGCUGUUUGGUUCGUUAAAUGAAGCUUAACAUUGUCUUUGUGUUUGUUUUUGAGUUGCCACAGUAUGCAACAGACUGGCAUGUCUUAAGGUCAAUAUUAGGUCAAAAAUGGUAAAAAAAAAAAAAAACUUUCUCCAGAAACUCGUCAGUCAAUCAUUGUUUUGAGGAAUGGAGGCUAUACAAUGCUUGAAAUUGCCAAAAAAAAAACUGAAGAUUUCAUACAAAGGUGUACACUACAGUCUUCAAAGACAAAGGACAACUGGCUCUAACAAGGACAGAAAGAGAUGUGGAAGGCCAGAUGUACAACUAAACAAGAGGAUAAGUAUAUCAGAGUCUCUAGUUUGAGAAAUAGACACCUCACAUGUCCUCAGCUGACAGCUUCAUUGAAUUCUACCCGCUCAACACUAGUUUCAUGUACAACAGUGAAGAGAAGACUCAAGGGGUGCAGGCCUUAUGGGAAGAAUUGCAAAGAAAAAGACUACUUUUGAAACAGAAAAUCAAAAAGAAAGUUUAGAGUGGUCAAAGAAACACAGACAUUGGACAACAGAUAAUUGGAAAAGAGUGUUAUGGAUCUUAACCCCAUUGAGCUUUUGUGGGAUCAGUUAGACUGUAAGGUGCGUGAAAAGUGCCCGACAAGACAGACACAUCUAUGGCAAGUGCUACAAGAAGCAUGGGGUGAAAUGUCACCUGAGUAUCUGGACAAACUGACAGCUGGAAUACCAAGGAUCUGCAAAAGCUGUCAUUGCUACACGUGGAGGAUUUUAUUUUAGGAGAACUCUUUGAAGUAGUUUAAGAAGUUCUGAAUUUUUUUUUCAAAUUGUAAUAGUUAUUUUUCACGUUAUUAAUGUCCUGACUAUACAUUGUGAUCAGUUGAAUGCCACUUUGGAGAAUAAAAGUACCAAUUUCUUUCCAUAAGAGCAAAAUCUGUACAUUAUUCCAAACUUCUGGCCUCAGUGUAUAUUAGGACCAUACUUGUGGCAAUGUAAAAAUAAUUAAACAUAAUGUCACUAUGAAAGGGUGGUAUGUCUUAAUUGUUAAUUGUGCCGCUCUUUUUGGUAUUAAUAUUGUUGUAUCAUGGCUAUUGUGUUAAUAUAUUAGAAUUUAUUUAAUGUAACUUUUACAUAAGAAAAGUGGAAAUGUUGUUUAUUAUUCUUUUCAAAAAGCGCCUCAAUUUUGUAAUCAUGUAAAGAUCCUUUUUUGGUUUUUGCUGGUUUACUGUAUUACAGUAAAGUAUCUGAAUGCAUAAUAAUUCAUAAUAAAAAUGCUUUUGGUGCAUCCCAAAAUGGAAGACUCCAUGCACAGGUUUGGAUUCAGGUUCAGCCAAAUGGGUGGGCUUAGCUGUGGUCUUUGGUAUUUCAAAGAGACUUGUUUUUGUGUCUUGUCAUUUUAUUGGAUUUUAGGUGAAAUGAUGAACCUCCUUAAAAGAUUUGUCACUAAUGUCCUUAUUUCAAAGCACCAUUUAUGAUUAUGUAAAUAGCAAUGCUGUAGAAUUGUACCAUUGUAGCAUUCUGCACAAACCUACCGAGGAGCAACCUUUUUUGUAAACAACAUUUGAAUUGUAUUAUGCAAAAGAAAUGUUUGUCAUUUCCUAUUCAUGUAUUACUGCACGUCUAGGCCCAGCUGACUGCUUUUUGAAAGGGCUGAAUAUCAGGUCAUAACGUCCUGACAGGGUUGUGAUGUCCUAUUCAAUGCCUUCACAUUAAAGAAAUUGUGUUUCAUCGGACCACACAGUGGACUGUUCCAUUAAUUCUGCUUUCUCCUAUACCUCAGAGCAAUGCUCUCCUCGUUUGCCUUUUGCUGUUCUGGUUUCUGCACAGUAGGCCUAGUCUUCCAGCUUUUUUCGAGUGACUUGUGUGCACAGACAACUCUUUAGAUCACAUAUUCUGGUGUUCUCAGACUGUAUCUCUGUGAGUGAUGCAGCACAACAUUAAGGCUAUUCAGAGAUGGAAUUUCAAAGUUGGCUUGAACCCAUUUUGCCCCACCUUGCCUUGAACUUCAGCAGCCAUUUUUAAUGUCUGCACAAAUUGUUGUCCCUGCAUCCCUGUUGUGGUGGACUGACAAAGUUCAUAAAAUGUAUACUACUAUAUAUUUGUAGGGUAAAUUGCUAAUUCUAUCUUUCUCCCAAUGUCAGAUCAUUUGUGUACUUAUUAACUGGUAACAUAUACUAUAAAACAAGAAUGAAGAUAAUUGUCACAAUGGACCCCAUCAAAUUUUAUUUAUUUAUUUUAUUUUCUUUCUUAAUACAGCAAAAAUGCCUGUGGAGGUUUGCUGGUUAUUAGUUUGUCCAGGAUAAGUUAAUGUAUUGUAUUUUUCAGCCAUUGAUGCAUCAGAUUGGCUUUUAUAAAUGGCUUAUCGUGCAGGUUAACAGUGGUUUUCUGUAAAUCUGGUCAUAGAAAAAUGGCCAAUCAUUGUGUUCACCAUGUAUGCGUGUAUGACAAGAUGCUGCAACUUAAUCUGCUUGAGACUCCUUUCUUUAUAGUAAAGUUGUGUCAUUUUUCAACCUUC
Molecule: messenger RNA, 8959 nt
Organism: Myxocyprinus asiaticus (Chinese sucker)
Lineage: Eukaryota; Metazoa; Chordata; Actinopteri; Cypriniformes; Catostomidae
Product: neurofascin-like
Exons: 32
Coding region: 318-4427 (1369 amino acids)
Biological process (GO): brain development; cell-cell adhesion
Molecular function (GO): cell-cell adhesion mediator activity
Source: RefSeq, a predicted model, not a curated record